Salmo salar (Atlantic salmon) is the source of this 633-nucleotide messenger RNA. Its product is annotated as small ribosomal subunit protein uS13. Gene Ontology annotation, molecular function: RNA binding; structural constituent of ribosome. Gene Ontology annotation, biological process: translation. The record is from RefSeq and is a predicted model, not a curated record. NCBI's taxonomy places the organism in Eukaryota, Metazoa, Chordata, Actinopteri, Salmoniformes, Salmonidae. Gene Ontology annotation, cellular component: small ribosomal subunit; ribosome; cytosol.
AGCCUUUGAAUUUCCUCUUUGAACGGAACCUGCUUCCAAGAUGGUGAGUGCUGAAUUGGGCUACCAAAUUAUUCUAAAUAUCUGCGUUCAUCGUCGCUUUUAGGGUCAUUCUGUACAUUGGACAACGAUGUCUCUGGUCAUUCCUGAGAAGUUCCAGCACAUUCUUCGUGUUCUCAACACGAACAUUGAUGGUAGGAGGAAGAUUGCCUUCGCCAUCACAGCAAUCAAGGGUGUUGGCAGACGAUAUGCCCAUGUUGUCCUGAGGAAGGCUGAUAUCGACCUCAGCAAGAGGGCUGGAGAACUAACCGAUGAUGAGGUUGAGAGGGUAGUGACAAUUAUGCAGAAUCCUCGCCAGUACAAAAUCCCUGACUGGUUCCUCAACAGACAGAAGGACGUAAAGGAUGGCAAGUACAGCCAGGUCCUUGCUAACGGUCUGGACAACAAGCUGAGAGAGGAUCUUGAGAGGCUGAAGAAGAUCAGGGCUCACCGUGGUCUCAGGCAUUUCUGGGGUCUGCGUGUGCGUGGCCAGCACACUAAGACCACCGGUCGUCGUGGUCGCACCGUUGGUGUGUCCAAGAAGAAGUAAACUGUCUCCCUGCUCCCCAUGUGUCAAUAAAUGCCACAGUUCACACA